Molecule: messenger RNA, 1392 nt
Organism: Talaromyces rugulosus
Lineage: Eukaryota; Fungi; Ascomycota; Eurotiomycetes; Eurotiales; Trichocomaceae
Exons: 4
Coding region: 1-1392 (463 amino acids)
Source: RefSeq, a predicted model, not a curated record
AUGCAGGAGCACAUUCGACGGGCUCACCCGAGCCACUACAUACCGAAGCUCCCCGCUACCGAGGAAAGCUUCCUGCUCAUGGUCAAUACCCCACUGGAUCAACGAGUCCAUGUCGACCCCCAGCCAACCCCCUUGUCUGCACGGAAACACAACGACCCCUCCGAUCGAGAUGUCUACGUCGCCGACUCGAGCCCCCCUGUGACCCCGCGCACAAUUGACGAUGCCCACCCAGCUGCCGCCACGGCUGCUGUCGCUCUUGCGCAAUUGCACCAUCAUCGCCUGGCCUCGGACUGGGAGUCGGAAAUGAAGGAUGGCCACUCGGACCAUGACAUGGGACGCGACCGCAUGCGUUCCUCCAUCGAGCUGCCUCCGUUGAGAGACCACUUCAAACAGGAGCCCCUGCCGCCGUUUCAGUCGUCGCGACCUCGAGAGCUGCUGCCGUCCAUUCUGGGCCAUUCACCGCCCGGUCGCUCGUCUACUUUGCCCCCGUUACAACGAAGUAAGGUCCAGAGGCCGCGCAAGUCGUCCAUUACGCAAAGCGCUCGAAAGCCAAAACACGAGCGCACGAGAUCUAAGGAAUUUGGUCGUCGCAGCAGUAUAAACGAUCGAAAGGCACUGUCGGCAGAACCGCAGACGGCCGCGUGGGUACAAGGGAAGAGAUGGGAGGAUUUGAUCGAGGCUGCUACAUCUGCCACCGAAGUUGAUGAAGAUCGCGAGUUGACUCCGGUUCCCCAUUCGCCCUCCAUGUCGACGCUCCUGAACAGUUCCGCGUCGCUUUCUUCAGCCAACAAGAAUCGCAAUUCUAUGCCACCGUCUUUUCAGUCAGCUGGUUUGGCUCCGAUACACCGCUCGUUUCAGGCACCUUCAUAUGCUGCAUCGCCAUUGCAAAAGUCGCUUACACCGCCGCCUCUUGAUGUGCAUCGCAGCCGAGAUAGCGAUCUCGAGCCAUUCCCAUCUAUCGAGUCAUCGCUCGAUUCGGCAUCGACUGCGUCCGGCAAGAACUUUCAUAUGUCGGCUAGCGGACUGCCCUCAUCCGCAAAUUCAGACUCCAGCCCGAUGAAUCACCUACAUAACCACGUGCGACCUCAUCACCAUCGGUUUUCAAAUCCCACCCCGUCCUCGUUUCGACACCGGGAUAUUCAAAUAUACUGCGCAAAUUGCAACCGCGCGUGGCCGCUGCAUGAAUGCUACGCCUGUACAGAAUGUAUAUGCGGCGUGUGCCGCGAUUGCAUUGGAAUGUUUAUCAGCAGCCCGCCCAUGUCGAUGGCGCGCCCCACGAGCAGUCCGAACAAGGGCCCCACGAGUAUGCCAAACUAUCCAGCUCCACGUGGGUGCCCACGAUGCCGCACGGUGGGCGGCAAAUGGAAAGCUUUCCAGUUGGACUUUCGAUGA